AUGGGUUCCGGCGCAAGCAAAACAUCGGAAGCACCGAAGGUCAUCCAUUCUGCUCCUACUCCAGUCAGGACCAGCUCUGGCGGAAGCGUGUCCAGAACCGCGGACGAUGCGCCAAAAGGUGACGUCCCCAAAAUUAGCCAGCGAAGCGAAGUUUCCACGGCUGGUGAUGGCGCGCUUCCAGAACAUUGGUAUCACUCCAAGACCGCAGAUCCUGCGGAUGGCCGUUCGUUUGAUGACAUGUUCUAUGCUCCAGAGACAGAUCACGCAGCGUUUGAGGAGAUGUUUGCAGCGUCAUACGUAGCAAAAUCUACGCAAGAUCGCCCUUGUCCUUCUGCAACACAUGGCAAGACGCCAGGUGGUUGUCCUUGCGUUCAGCCUGGUGCUGAUCCUGGGCUUCCCACACAGUACCGCGUACGUCGUGUGAUCCGGGUAGAGGCAUCCGAUAUUUGGCAAAGAUACGUGGCGAAGCGGAAUGAAAUCCGCGAGAGCCGCGAAAGCGAGGGCAUUCAGGAGUUUGACCCUCCUGUGCUAACGCGGUCCGUGGCCGAGAAAUAUCCCAGCAUUUUUUCUCCGCUGGACAGCUCCGUGAAUGAGGUCUAUGCUUUCCAUGGCACCUUCGUUCGAUAUGCCUUGUCCAUAGCUGAAAAUGACUUCAACAUCGAUCUUGCAGGCUCCAGUACUGGAACGCUGUAUGGUCGAGGUGCCUACCUUGGUGAGUCCAUCACAAAGGCGGAUGAGUAUGCCAAGGAUGAGCCUGACGGUUACUACGAUGGAGUGUUCUCUGUCCUCGUGUGCCGGCUAACCAUGGGCAAGCUGAAUUGCACAAAGGGCGACCCCAAAGCAGGCGAGCGGGUGAUGGCGGGAGAAUUCGACAGCACGUGUGGCACCCGCUUAUUCCGCGAGCUGGUUGUUUACGAUGCCGACCAGUGUUACCCAGAAUACCUUGUCCUUUAUCAGCGUGUAUAUGCCAAAGAUGAUGAAGGCGAUAUUGAACAGAUGCGGAAGCACAAAUUCUUCAUGCAAGUGCCGUUACAUUGGAGGAAUGUGGCCACCAAUCUGACCAAAACGCGAUUCAGCGAACCGUAUCCACUACCAGAUGCUGGCAAGAAUCACAUGCAAUGUUUGGUCAACCAGUCACGCGUGAAGCCCAGCCGGAGUGUCUAUGACAUUUGGCGGCUUGAAGAUGCUGAUCUUUGGGAAAAAUGGGUCGAGGUGAAAGCCAGCUUGCGGGAGCGUCUUUCGGAUGAAGACUUGAGCGAUUUGCCCCUGACUCUCAAGGUGAACUUGGUAGAGAGAGAUCUGCGAGCUCUGACUAAGCGCCCAUGCAAGUUCCUGAAGAAGGGCUGCAAAAAGGGCGACAAGUGCAGGUUCUCUCACAAUGAGUUUGCAGCAGACCUCGGGGAGGAGGGCUUAGCAGCUGGGCGGCGGCUGCCUGUAGAUGAACUUGACAAGCGGCUCCAUGAAGCUUUCCUUUGGAUGGCUUGUUCAAGCAAAGAGGAGGCGCAGGACAUAAGCAAAGGCACCAUGAAAGCCUCACGCAAGUACGGAUACGGCACCUGCUUCUACGAAAGCCUGGAUACGGCUCUCAAGCACGUCAGAUCACAGGAUGGCAUCAAGAUUGGCAUUCUUUGCCGGGUGAUCUGCGGGGCCCCAGGCGACAACCCAGACGAUGCGGACGACAAGGACUGUAUUGUCCUUAAGAUAGACGAUGACAAGCGCAAAGAAGUUCUUAUCAAGAACACGAGUGGUGUGUAUCCCGAAUAUUUCCUGGCUCUUUUUUCGCAAGAGGAUUUGGAUGCGGAGCAGGCAGGAGAGACGGCUUCCCACGGGUCCGAGAUCUCUGGAAGCCUUCCACUCCCCGGCAAUGCAGAGCCAGAAGCGCGUGGCAGUCCUGCUGGAAGUGAGCAUGUGGAGGAUGAGGAGGAAGAGGUGGAGGCAAGUGUGAGAUCAAGCCAUGCAGAUGACUUCUCCGACAAGGAGGAGGAGGAGGAGAAAGCCCACCGAGCAUCUGGUCUUGAUGAGACCUUUGUGGUCCUAUGGCAUGAGGGGGACAAAGACGUGAAAGCCAUGGAAUUCGAUAAUCUGGACGAUGCCAACGAUCGCUUUGACGAGCUUGAUGGCGGACCUUACGCUACGAUCCUGGUCCGUAGCCGCUUCGACGAGCUCAGGUACUAUGGAACUCGAGGCUGGGUCAUGGAGCAGAUGUAUGAGCACUGGAGCGAAAAUUAUGAGGACAGGGAAGAGGCGGAGCCUCCCUACUACAUCAUUGCGGCUAGUUUCCCUGGAGAGGUGUAUGGCGAACGCUACGAUUCUCUGGAGGAUGCGUAUGAUGAGAUGGAGGGAUUCGACCAACCCCUUAUCCUGGUUGACUCGAAGUUCAAGCGAAUCCACUCACGGUGGACGGGAGGGAGCAUGCCCUUCGAGAAAGUGAUUGGUGAGAUGAAGUCGUGGUUUGAGAUUAAUGCGGGUGAGUAG
Symbiodinium pilosum is the source of this 2475-nucleotide messenger RNA. Lineage: Eukaryota; Dinophyceae; Suessiales; Symbiodiniaceae. The record is from the annotation of a GenBank genome assembly.